Molecule: messenger RNA, 1032 nt
Organism: Branchiostoma belcheri (Belcher's lancelet)
Lineage: Eukaryota; Metazoa; Chordata; Leptocardii; Amphioxiformes; Branchiostomatidae
Product: transient receptor potential cation channel subfamily M member 3-like
Exons: 7
Coding region: 397-1032 (211 amino acids)
Biological process (GO): monoatomic cation transmembrane transport
Molecular function (GO): monoatomic cation channel activity
Source: RefSeq, a predicted model, not a curated record
UUCGAUGGCGUGUGACCAGGUUGUACGGCCAGGUUGUCUGCCGGAAUUUUCUGCUUUCUUCUGUGUUUCCUGCGUCGCCAGUGGCAUGAGAGAGGGGGACAGCGACUGGAACUAUUGCGGAGAGACCAGAGCGGGGCAGAGCGCGCACAGCUUCGGGAGAGAGUAAGGAAACCGCGGUGCAGGUAGGGUGGAGGUGAGGGCAGGCAGAGACAAGACAGGGGCUGACUGGUUUUUAUAGGUUGCAGCGAGGCAGUUCCAGUUCCAUCCAGUCGUUUCCAGAAGUGACAGGCUAAACUUUGCGGAGAAGACAGAACCCAUCGUGGAUGGCAGACUGCUGUACUACUAAUAUGGUGGCAGGAGUCCUGGGUGCGGAGCGGGAUUGUUCUCUCAGUUACUAUGGCGAUGGAAUUGCAGGUGACGGCGAGGCAGCGGCACGUUUCUGGAGGGUCCCUGCUACGGGCCUCCAGUGUCAUCGAGGCGCAGAAGUCCUGGAUAGAGAAGACCUUCAGCAAGAGAGAGUGUAUCAAGUAUGUGCCAAAUCUAAGAGACCCCCAUAGGAGAUGCGGAUGCGGGAGGCUGGAGGGGGAGCACUCCUCAGAAGCGAGGAGCGCCCAGAGCACAUCGUGCAUGGAGGAGGUUCGGUGGACACCAGCGGCACACACAGAGGAAAACCCAUCAGAUGCGUUUGGAACACUGGAGUUCCAGGGGGCAGGGCACACCAGCAAGGCACAGUACGUUCGCAUGUCGUACGACACGAAGCCGGACGUGAUUCUCCAGCUGCUGACCAAAGAGUGGAAACUUGAGCUGCCCAGACUCCUCAUCUCCAUGCACGGCGGGCUGCAGAACUUUGAACUCCAGCCUAAACUCAAGAGGGUCUUCAGGAAAGGGCUUCUGAAGGCGGCAAAGACCACGGGAGCCUGGAUUCUCACAUGUGGCACUCACUCAGGUGUGACCAGACAGGUGGGAGAUGCGAUGGGGGAACUGUCCACUCGCACCAGGAUGAGAAUCUGUACCCUUGGGGUGGGCCCCUGA